AUGGCAAAGAUCACAGCACUCCAAGAAACCAAGGACUUCACAAAAUUCAACAUGGAACAGCUCGUUGGAUCACUCCUGACCCAUGAACUACAACUGAAUGCCAGACCCUCAGAAACUCCAAUUAAUAGAGCUCUUGCUCUUAAGACUAAAAAUGAUGAGAACUCUAAGGAUGAUGAGGAAACUGCCCUAUUUGCCAGAAGAUUUAGAAGAAUGUUCAGAAACUUCAAAGAUGGAGAACCAAGGGACAAACCUAACAGAAAAUUCCCCAAGGCAGACUCAGGUUGCCAUAAAUGUGGAAACCUAGAACAUCGGAUCACAGAAUGCCCUUUCUGGGAACAAGAAAGAGGAAAGGGUAAAGAACCAUCUAAAGACAAGUAUAGUGAAAACUGGAACACAUUUUCUAAAACCGAAGUCAGAAAAGAAAUGAUAGCAGCAUGGGGGGACUCUUCUUCAGACGAAGAGCAGGAACAACCAAAUGAAGAAAAAGCUCACAUGUGCCUAGUAGCCAAAAGUGAAAACGAUGGUUCUGACUCAGAAUCUGACAAGUUCCAGGUCGAAGUGAGGGGGAAAAACACAUGGUACCUAGACAGUGGUUGUUCCAAACACAUGAAAAGAGAUAUAAACAUAUUUUUCUCACUCACGACCUACGAAGGUGGAACGGUGACUUUCGGAGAUAACAAGAAAGGUAACAUUAUUGCCAUUGGCAAGGUCGGUAAGUCAAAAUCUCAUUCCAUCGAUAAUGUACUUUUAGUUGAAGGUCUAGGACAUAGUCUAAUAAGUAUCUCUCAAUUUGUGGUAAGGGAAACUAUGCGAAAUUCUCUUCUGAUAAAUGAUACAUCAUACACAGUAAAACUGAGACAGUGA
Molecule: messenger RNA, 864 nt
Organism: Spinacia oleracea (spinach)
Lineage: Eukaryota; Viridiplantae; Streptophyta; Magnoliopsida; Caryophyllales; Amaranthaceae
Exons: 2
Coding region: 1-864 (287 amino acids)
Source: RefSeq, a predicted model, not a curated record